Molecule: messenger RNA, 2247 nt
Organism: Chrysoperla carnea
Lineage: Eukaryota; Metazoa; Arthropoda; Insecta; Neuroptera; Chrysopidae
Exons: 7
Coding region: 1-2247 (748 amino acids)
Source: RefSeq, a predicted model, not a curated record
AUGGACACCUACGAACAAAAUGUUAUGCAAACGCUAAACGCGGUACCUCAAGGUGGUAGCACUGAUAUGAUGAAGAAAGUGGAGAGAGCGUUGAGGCUCAUCAAGACGGUGGAGGAAGCUGAGCGAUGGAUGAUACUUAAUAAGCAGAACAUCCGCUUAUUCAAAAAGAUGUUGAUGUUAAAGAAAGAAAAUCCUCUGCGUCUUGAAGCUAAUAUUGGACUUUGUAAAUCAUACCAGCGGCAACUUCACCGACUGCGAUUAGAUUUAGUUAAACAAGGUGGUGGAGUCACCAAAAAACAAAAUCGACAUCUAAUCUGGGAGACAAUUGAAACCCACCACCAGGGCAGGGUGAAGACUGGUAUGAUUACAAAUUUGGAUUAUAAAGAUCCAAAUAUAUUUUUCAACCGGGCAUUUCCAAUGUUUAGAAGACACGUUCGGCGUGAGCUAGUGAAUCAUCCCCUCAAGGUGUAUAUUAUGUUCACGGGUAAUUUCAUUAAGCCCACCACCAAAGAGGAGGAUUUGAAAACUUUUAUAACCUAUCGAUUAACGUCAAAGUUGGCUCGAUCGGGUGUAACAAAAUACAAGAAUAAAAUUUAUUUAUGCGAUCGAUGUCUCAACUAUUUUGCUACAGAAGUCAAACUCCAACAGCAUUCAGUAAAUUGUGGUGAAAAAGAAGCGGUGCGGGUACGAAUGCCUGAAACUGAUGACGAGCGGUUCGUUGAGUUCAAAGAUUUCAACAGCAAGGAACGUGUUGAGUAUAUGGUGUACGCUGACUUUGAGGCACUAUUGGUACCACAACAUCAUGAAGACAUGGAAAUGGAUCAUGGGUCUUAUACAAAAAAUAUUCAAAAACAUGUACCCUACAGUGUAGGUUACUAUGUUCAUUGUACCCAUGAUCCCAACCAAUCGUUUUAUAAGGCAUACCGUGGUGCUGAUUGUGUCAAGUGGUUUGUUCAUGAACUGGAACAAGUAGCGUACUCAUUAGAGCAAAAAAUAAAACACGUUAAACCAAUGUAUCCGCUCACCGUCGAACAAGAACUGGAUUUUAUGUCAGCAGAGAAGUGUCACAUUUGUGGUAAAGAUUUCGUAUCCAAUUCCAUACGUGUUCGCGACCAUUCACAUCGCACAGGUAUCUACCGUGGAGCAGCACACCAAUUUUGUAAUCUGCAUUAUCAAGAUUCAAGGGUGGUACCUGUUGUGAUGCACAACUUAAGUGGAUACGAUUCGCAUUUUAUUAUUGAAGCUCUGCUGACGGAAAUCGACGGUCAAGUUGAUGUGUUGCCCAUCAACAAAGAAAAGUACAUCAGUUUCACAAAGCACGUCUCGGACAUUCAAUUAAGAUUCAUUGAUUCCUUCCGAUUUCUCGCAGACAAGUUGGAAAAUCUGGCCUCAUAUUUAGAUAAUGAUAAAAAAUCCAUUUUACAUAAAGAGGUCAGUAAUGAUGAACAAUUUCAAUUGCUAACGAGAAAAGGUGUAUUUCCAUAUGAAUACAUGAGUAGCUGGGGACGUCUCCAAGAGACAAAAUUACCACCAAAGGAGGCGUUCUACAGUGUGUUAACAGAUGAACACAUAACGGAUGAGGAUUAUAACCAUGCGAUACAGGUAUGGAACACAUUCAAUUUACAUACACUAGGUGAUUAUUCAGACCUGUAUAUGAAAACUGAUGUGUUACUACUUGCGGAUAUUUUUGAAAAUUUCCGUAACGCUUGUAUUCAUAGCUAUAGUCUCGAUCCUAGUCACUAUUACACACUUCCUGGCUACACGUGGAGCGCCAUGUUGAAAUACACCAAUAUCAAAUUGGAAUUGUUCACGGAUAUUGAUGACUUGUUGUUUAUCGAGAAAGGAAUCAGAGGCGGUGUAAGUCAAUGUUCUAAUCGCUAUGCUAAGGCAAACAAUAAGUACAUGGAAGAGGGGUAUGAUAAAACUCAAGAAGAUGUCUACCUUAUGUAUUACGAUGUGGUGAACCUAUAUGGUGCAGCAAUGUGUGGAUACCUACCAACAGGAAAUUUUAAGUGGGUCGACACACCAAACAUCGAGGAUGUUGCAGAUGAUUCACCAGUCGGGUACAUUUUAGAAGUAGACCUUGAAAUACCCCAACAUCUACAUGAUAACUUUAGCGAUUUACCGCCAUGUCCGGAGACAACGAAACCACCUGGAUCAAAACAAAAAUAUCUUCUCAUAACAUCACCAUUAUUUUCAUCGGACAUUAAACCCUUGACUUUCUUAUUACGUAGUGGCAUACCAUAG